GGUGCAUGGCGUGCAUGGGUGGUGCAUCGACUGUCUGCCUUGAGGCCUACAGGAAGGCGGAGUCGUCGAUGUUGGUUGGCUCGGCCGCAGCGACUCCGGCCCGGGCCAGCGCAUCCGCGUCCGCGUUCAAGUACCUACGCGCUUGCCGAACCGUUUAUGUUGGGAGUUCCCCCCAGGUUUGACAGCCGUGAACUCCCCUCUCUUCACUCUUCCCGCGGUCCAUCUAUGAAGCAACACAACCACCCUUAAUAUCCGAACAGCCCAGAUGGCUCCCCUUGAAACCUUCCUCGCGAACCGGUUCCCGAUGGUAGCCAUGAUCGCUUCCGGCGAGCCCAAUGACUGGCUCAGCCAAGUCGGUGCAUGGUUCAGCCAAUUUUGUGCAUGGUUUGCCCAACACUGGGAGCAGUUCCUAGCAUGGGCCUCCCAACCACAUGUCAUCGCAGCCGCCACAGCAUGGGUUAUUACAUUUUGCAUUGUUUGUAUCAUUAUACUCGGGCUGGGGUUCGGGCCGGCCGGUGUUGUUGCCGGUUCGAUUGCUGCGGGUUUCCAGUCUUUCAUGUAUGCGGGUUUCACGCCCGCGGCCGGCAUAUUCGCGACGCUGACUAGUAUGGGAAUGCUGGGGGUAUUAAUGCCUGCUGUAGUGAUUGCUGCCGUGGUGGUCGCUACAGCUGUUGCCGCCACGGUUUGGUUAUGCGGGGUUGGACGUUGAUUAGACAUCUCGAAGGUGUCUCGGCCAAUAUUUCGUGAAUGUAGACUCGGACUUGGCUUUGAGAGUAAACCCGACAUCUUACUUAGGAGAAUUCAUUGUUUUUGCCCUUACCAAACAUGCAGGUGUUGAAAGUGUAUUGUAG
Chaetomium fimeti is the source of this 851-nucleotide messenger RNA. RefSeq lists its product as uncharacterized. The transcript has 3 exons. The record is from RefSeq and is a predicted model, not a curated record. NCBI's taxonomy places the organism in Eukaryota, Fungi, Ascomycota, Sordariomycetes, Sordariales, Chaetomiaceae. The coding region runs from base 266 to 709 and encodes 147 amino acids.